CAUGUGAGGUCGAGUUUAUUUGGUCCGGGGAAUUCCAGUGAUACGGUCAAAUCUGGCAGAACCAGGACGACUACCGUGAUGCCACUAGCGUGACUUCAUUGGUACUAUUAAACUCAAAUGUGUACGCUCUCUUUUAAUUUUUGCAAGAACUCGCGAAAAGAUUUGAAGCUCAAGUUCAACUCACAGAAAUUACGCAAAUCGAAGGUACGCACCCGUUUCGAUAGACUAUUAUACUAUCGGUUAGCACAGGGGCUCCCACUCCGCUUAGCCCGGGCCCGGGUCUUUGAAGCUUGGCGAACUUUGACUUCAGCCUAUCCUUUCGGGCUGACGAUAAUUGUCCAUGUUCAGUCUAGGAGCAUAUCGUUCUGGAAAAGCACCAGACUGAGUGGCGUUUUGUGGUAUGGAGCACAUGCUUCUGACCAUUCCAUAUCGUUGCUGCGUUGGCUGUGGGUUGUCAAAUAUUUUCUUUAUCUGGAGGUAAGAGGAACGGGGAACGUGAUUAAAUCAGCUAUUGGCUUUCAUUGCUAUAAAGACCUUUCAGAGGUAAGACAUGGGCCAGAAAUUGCUUGCUCAACCACCGGUUGACCACUCCUCGCUUAUCUCUCGAGUCUUUCUACAUCAUGCGUAUCAACUAUCUUUUUUUCGUUAUCUUGACCCGCGCUGUGCACACGACAUUGGGUGCGACGUAUUACAGGACGAGCCAACUCGCAGGCCAGAGCUUCCUUGACGCGUUUAAUUUCCAAGCCAUCUCGGACCCUACCAACGGCAGAGUGACCUAUGUCGACGAGAGUACCGCCCAAGCGGAUGGACUCGUUUCAGUGGCUAAUAACAAACUCACUCUCCGAGCAGACUAUACUACGCGGCUGUCU
This is a messenger RNA of Suillus paluster, 869 nucleotides long. RefSeq lists its product as uncharacterized. The record is from RefSeq and is a predicted model, not a curated record. Bases 118 to 585 code for a protein of 155 amino acids. Lineage: Eukaryota; Fungi; Basidiomycota; Agaricomycetes; Boletales; Suillaceae. The transcript has 4 exons.